Molecule: messenger RNA, 3315 nt
Organism: Nerophis ophidion (straightnose pipefish)
Lineage: Eukaryota; Metazoa; Chordata; Actinopteri; Syngnathiformes; Syngnathidae
Product: zinc finger protein 568-like
Exons: 5
Coding region: 132-2945 (937 amino acids)
Biological process (GO): regulation of transcription by RNA polymerase II
Cellular component (GO): nucleus
Molecular function (GO): DNA-binding transcription factor activity, RNA polymerase II-specific; RNA polymerase II cis-regulatory region sequence-specific DNA binding
Source: RefSeq, a predicted model, not a curated record
CACGUGUUUCACUGGGACAAUAGUGAGUGGUGCACACUUCCUUCGCCCGGCCACAGAAGACAAAAAAGAGUUGCUGGUGUAACAAUAGGAAGAAUAUAUUCCACUCCUCUCUUGUACACGCGGCUUAUGAGAUGAACGCUCGUCAAGAAGAACGUCCCCUUCAGCAGCAGGAGGAUCCACAGCCCCCCCACAUUAAAGAGGAAGAGGAGGAAGUGUGGAUGAGUCAGGAGGGAGAGUGUCCUGUAGGGCAGGAGGAGGCUGAUGUCAGCAAGUUUCCACUGACUGUUGUCUCUGUGAAGACUGAAGAGCAUGAAGACAAACCACCUGAGUCCUCACAGCUUCAUCACAGUCCAAACGUCCAGCAGGUGUCAGCAGAGAGUCAUGAAGAGAUUCCCUCCAAGCAGCAGGAGUGGAGCUCCAGUGUGGGACAGAAGGAGCUACAGGCCCCCUCCCACAUUAAAGAGGAAGAGGAGGAACUGUGGAAGCAGCUUCAAAGGUUGGUGGAGGAUAAUGAUGAAGAUGAAGCUCAGUCCUUACAGCUUCAUCACAGUCAAAGUGAGGAGAACAGAGGGGCGGAGCUUGUAAGUCAACACAUCACAGAAGGUGAUGGAGAGCAUUGUGAAGAUAUAAAGUCGGAACCAGACAGCAUCUUUGCUCCACUGUCAGACAUGGACCACAUGAUGUCACACUCUUCUGAUCACAGUGACCACAUUCAAGAACCUUUGGAGAGUAAAAAUGACUCUAAAGGUGAUACGAGACAUCACACUAACAACAAAGACUCUGACUGCUCUGAAUGUGGGAAAUCAUUUAGACUGAAGAGUGAUUUUACAAGACACAUGAGAAUACAUACUGGAGAGAAACCUUUUACUUGCUCUGUUUGUAAGAAAAGUUUCUCCACAAAGCAACACAUGACCACACACAUGAGAACACACACCGGAGAGAAACCUUUUACUUGCUCUGUUUGUAAGAAGAGUUUCUCCGUUAAGCCUGCCAUGACCAGACACAUGAGAACACACACUGGAGAGAAACUUUUUACUUGCUCUCUUUGUAAGAAGAAUUUCUCCAGAAAGUCUAACAUGACCGAACACAUGAGAACACAUACUGGAGAGAAACCUUUUACUUGCUCUGUUUGUAAGAAGCGUUUCUCCACAAAGCAGCAUAUGAUCACACACAUGCAAACACAUACUGGAGAGAAACCUUUUACUUGCUCUGUUUGUAAUAAGUGUUUUUCCAGAAACCCUGACAUCUCCAUACACAUGAGAACACACACUGGAGAGAAACCUUUUACUUGCUCUGUUUGUCAGAAGAGUUUCUCCACAAAGUCUAACAUGACCUCACACAUGAGAACACAUACUGGAGAGAAACCUUUUACUUGCUCUGUUUGUAAGAAGACUUUCUCCACAAAGCCUAAGAUGUCCGCACACAUGAGAACACAUACUGGCGAGAAACCUUUUACUUGCCCUGUUUGUAAGAAGCAUUUCUCCACAAAGCUUGUCAUGACCAGACACAUGAGAACACACACUGGAGAGAAACCAUUUAGUUGCAAUGUGUGUGAUAAGAUGUUCCGGCAUAAGUGUCAGGACAGUAAACACAAGUGUGUAACAGUCAUGGAAGCUAUUAAAGAGGAAGAGGAGGAAGUGUGGAUGAGUCAGGAGGGAGAGUGUCCUGUAGGGCAGGAGGAGGCUGAUGUCAGCAAGUUUCCACUGACUGUUGUCUCUGUGAAGACUGAAGAGCAUGAAGACAAACCACCUGAGUCCUCACAGCUUCAUCACAGUCCAAACGUCCAGCAGGUGUCAGCAGAGAGUCAUGAAGAGAUUCCCUCCAAGCAGCAGGAGUGGAGCUCCAGUGUGGGACAGAAGAAGCUCGAGCCCACUCAUAUAGAGGAAGAAGAGGAACUGUGGGAGCAGCUUCCAAGGUUGGAGGAGGUUAAUGACGAAGAUGAUAUAAAGUCAGAACCAGACAGCAUCUUUGCUCCACUGUCAGACAUGGACCACAUGAUGUCAGACUCUUCUGAUCACAGUGACCACAUCCAAAAACCUUUGAAGAGUAAAAAUGACUCUGAAGGUGAUACGAGACAUCAAAAUAACAGCAAACACUUUGACUGCUCUGAAUGUGAAAAAUCUUUUAGACAUAAGAGUAAUUUUACAGUACACAUGAGAACACAUACUGGAGAGAAACCUUAUACUUGCCCUGUUUGUAAGAAGAGUUUCUCCAGAAAGCAAUACAUGACCACACACAUGACAAUACAUACUGGAGAGAAACCUUUUACUUGCUCUGUUUGUAAGAAGAGUUUCCCCAGAAAGAAUGACAUGACCACACACAUGAGAACACAUACUGGAGAGAAACCUUUUGCUUGCUCAAUUUGUGCUAAAAGAUUCAACGCUAAGAGUGUCAUGAUAUUACACAUGAAAACACACACAGGUGAGAAACCUUUCACUUGCUCUGUCUGUAAGAAGAGUUUCAUCAGUAAGCAUCACAUGACCACACACAUGAGAACACACACUGGAGAGAAACCUUUUACUUGCUCCGUCUGUGAGAAGAGUUUCUCCUCAAAGCCAAACAUGACCACACACAUGAGAACACACACUGGAGAGAAACCUUUUACUUGCUCUGCUUGUUUGAAGAGUUUCUCCAGAAAGAUUGUCAUGAUCACACACAUGAGAACACAUACUGGAGAGAAACCUUUUAUUUGCUCUGUUUGUAAGAAGAGUUUCUCCAGAAAGCAACACAUGACCACACACAUGAGGACACACACUGGUGAGAAACCUUUUCCUUGCUCUGUUUGUAAGAAGAGUUUCUCCAUGAAGCCUGACAUGACCACACACAUGAGAAUACAUACUGGAGAGAAACCUUUUACUUGCCCUGUUUGCAAGAAGAGUUUCUCCAGAAAGCAAUACAUGACCACACACAUGAGAACACACACUGGAGAGAAACCGAUUGUGUGAUAAAACAUUCAGGUUUAAGUAUCAGGUCAGUAAUUACAAGUGUGUAACAGUCAUGGAAGCUGCAGGGAUUUAAAAACACUUAUAAACAGUGAUUGUGCUAAAUGUACUUUAAAAACACAGCAUGAUUAAUAUGAACGUAUAUUUUAUGUUCAAUGUUGUGCUUCUUAUCUUCUACUCUUAUAUGUUGUCCUGGAAUGACUUUUUAAGUUGUGUGCAUUUAUUGAAUAUUAUAAAUGUUUCUAAAUUUUUAUUCUAAUUUCCCAUUGUUAAAGAGAGGUCAUAUUUCUUUAUUUAUUUUUUUCACACAUUUGUUCCAUUGCAUUUUAUUGAUGUUAUUCUCCAAUUAAAAGUACGAAUUAAUAAAAUUGUU